Messenger RNA from Camellia sinensis, 1050 nucleotides. The record is from RefSeq and is a predicted model, not a curated record. Lineage: Eukaryota; Viridiplantae; Streptophyta; Magnoliopsida; Ericales; Theaceae.
AUGGGUCGUAAGAAGGCUGUAGCAGACGACCUUCUAGCCGACAUCCCCAACUCUAUCACCGCACAACCUUCACCAUCCCAGUCUCAGUCAAAGCCAAAGCCGAAAAGACUGAAAAAAGCCCAACCUAAGGCAACGGUAACUCAGAUCGACUCUGAGGACACCUUGCUGAUCUCCAAAAUUGCUGAGGCCAAAAAAAGUGCCUCAAUCGCCGAAAAGAGGCCUACUGAGGCUACUCCCUCUGAAUCAACCCAGUCAAAGAAGCUGAGGUCAGAGUCUGCGACAGCCUCAGGGUCUAUGAAAUCAGAUGCCCCUUGGGCUCCGCCAAUUACAAUUGAGGACAAGCCGGCGAUCCAGCAUGGCCACUCCUUCGCGAUGCAAACCUUUAACAUCAGGAAUAAGUUGACCGACAAGACCAAGGAGGCUAUUAGCUUGCAGAAGACCAUUAAUAGGGCUGAGGCUAAGAUGAAGACUCUAAUAGACCAAGCCAAGAAAGCUAACAAAGCUCAGGAUGAGGCCGAGAAGAGGACUGGGGCCGCUGAAGCCAUUGCCAAAGUCCUCGAAUCCGAAAAGAAAGAGGCCGAGGCAAAGACCGCCGAAGAACAGGCAGAGCUUAUUGCUGCCCUGGCCACAAAGGAUGCCGAGAUCAAAGCGGCGGAUGAGAAGGCGUAUGCCGAGGAGGAAGCCGACGUCAAGGAAGAUUACAAGAAACAAGUGAAGCAGGAGUUGGCUAUCCCCGAUGGCUCUCCCCUCAAGAACGCCAGCAACCUCGUCCUGCCAUUCCCCGCUACUCCAAGCCAAUUCGAGGAGGAGGCUGAGUCCGAGGAGGAAGUUGAGGCCGAGAAGAACGAAGAGGCUGCUGGGGCCAAUAGUAGCAACAGUAAUGGUAGUGGCAUGGUGGUGGUGGUGGUGGUGAUGGUGAUGGUGAUGGUAGCGGUAGUAAAUGAUUGUGGUGUUUAUGGCAAUAAUGACAAUGAUAAUAAAGAUGAUGGUAGUAGUGGUGGCGGCGAUGACAUGGCGGUGGUAGUGAUGGUAGUAGUGGUGGUGUCAUGA